CUGCACAUUUGUACUAUGCUUUCUGUUAACACACAGAUGGUCACUGUGAUGAGGAUCAGUCGAUGGGGAAUUUUUCUUGACCAUCAUAUUUACACUUGAUCAAUUUGAUAAGUAGAAUCUCCAAAAACUGGCUGGGAUUUCAAAGAUUAAUACGAUGAAUUAUGAAUGUGAUAAAUUUUAAAGCCUUUAAUCUUCUGCCUGUUCCUUUAUGUAAAACUUUUAAAUUCCAAACAGAGAUGACCACAAACUGGAUCAAUUCUUAUGAGUCUUUGUAUUAUUAAUAUUGUUAAUAAAACAGUAUUGGUUGUGCAAUGAUAUUAGGAUGAUAAAUUAUACAGAACUGUAUCUUUUACUCACUUUUUAAUGACAUCUGACAUUUAAGGAAUUUGUUUUCAUUUGUACAGAAUGAACCACAAACCAAACCUAAUACUGUAAUUAAAUAUUCACAAUUAAGAUUGAAGCAUGAAAGGUAAAAAAUAAAACAGGUAAAUUUAAUAAAUAAAUAUAUCUUUUCUGAAUAUACUAUAGCCAUUAUCUAAAAUGUGUUUGAAUAUUUGAUCAAAUAUGCCAAGAAAUAUUUACAGGUUAGGAAAGAUCAUUUUAAAUUUGUAAAAAAAAAAAUAAAAAAAAAGAGAGAGAGGACAGGAUUAAAUCAAAUCCUCAGUGCAAACCAAACUCUUUUCUAUCUUUUCCGCUCAACAUAAAUACCUCAGCUUGUCUCACUCUUAGAGCUUAACGCUCCUCUGCAAAACAAAGCAGCGCACUGACGCAAAAAGGCACGUUCAAGGAACACAUGUAAACACCGGCGCUUAAUGACAUCUCAUUGAAAUAGAAACAUUUCUGUUUUAUCACCUCAAGUUAAAAAUUAAAGGCCUGCUCUGAGGAUUUAAAAGUCACGUAUUUGGCUGAUAUAAUGUGGACAUUUCCUCUUUAGUAACCUAGAAGGUGUGUUGUGAGAAAAGCUGCUGGAGUUUUUCCACACCAACUUCCUGCUACAGGCUCUCAGCAGGCCUGGCUCUGCUGGAGCUCUCUUCCUAAUUUAAAGGAAUUCUUUCUUCCCUCUGUCCCCACAUGCUUUAUCAGUAGGACAAACUGUUGCAGUCAGUAACUUGAUACAAUCAGCUGGACUUUAACUCCCACCAAAUGCCAUUCAACCAAAUCAAAGCUCUGCGUUGUACAACUGGAUUGAUCUGGAUGUAUUUUAUAGUUGAAUUGAAAACUGAAUAGCACUAAUAGUGAAUUCUGCAAGUUGAUGCAGUCUGCAGGGUUUCCUACAUAGAAACUUCUUUAAAUCUUUGAAUAAUUAAUUGAGCAUUAUGUAAUUUAGUAUCAAUUGGUACUAAAUUGAUAAUUAGUAUAAAUAUGAAUUGAAGUGAAAUUAUUUUUUUUUUGUUUUGUCUUGGGAUCAUAUUUGUUGUGAAUUGGCGCUAUAGAAAUAGCGCCAAAUUCUAUAGCGCCAAUUCAAUUCUAGAAUUGAAUUGAAUUGUUUGGUAAAUCAGAUUGGAAUAGCUGAACGAAUUUGAAAACUUGCACAUAUAUGUGAUUGAAGAUUAAUAGGUUUUUUUUGUAAAGAGCCUUCAGAUCACAUUUGUUUGUUUAUUUCCUUAUUUAUUUAUUCCUGGCGCCAUGGAAAUAAACACAAUUUAAUCAAAUGAAUUAUUUUCUUAGUAAUUAUUAGAGCACGUGAUAGAUUAUAGACCUCUACAGAAAUAUUUUACUUACUUGUCCGAAGAGUUUGGGGAGACGCUUUGUGUGUGUGUGUGUGUGUGUGUGUGUGUGUGUUCCGAUCACAUGAACAUCUCCCAAUCGGAAUAUAAGUGCUUUGGUCUCCGCCCCCUCUCUGGCUGAAGCAUUCUCGGGAAUUAAACUGGAACCCCGCUGGUCACCGGUAUGUGAUUAAAAAGUCAACAUGAACAGAAACCUUACGGAAGCCUGUGGGAGACACUUAAAGACCAAUCUAGUCAGAUGAUGCUCAAAAUCAUAAAAGUACAAGUAAUAGAAAUAAUAUUGGAAUAUUUCAUGUAAUAAAAUUUAUAAUAAUUAACCUUCAGCUUCAGGAUGCUCUUAGUGACUCAUUUUAUUGUGUAAAAACCUAAAACCAAAUGGAAGAAAUUCAGCUGCUGUCUGUUCCUCUUUACUCUCUCAGCCUCCUUAUUGCAGCCUGUUGCUCAUCCUGCAGCAAUCAUCGAUCUGCAGGUGAAAUAUACACGUUUUACCUUAUUUAUAUGUUGAAUCAUUAUAAUCAUUAUCAUCAAAUGUGAUUAUGUUUCUCUUCAGUUUUUUUCUGCUCUCGUGUCGCGGUUCUUGUCCCCUCUUUGAUUUCUGCUCAUUAAAUCAGAGCAUCGCUGAACCAAUCAGAAGCCGUCCUGAAUCUUGGUGGACUGCAUCACGGCCUGGUCACCCAAUCAAAACAAAGACCCCCAGCUCCAUUCACACACGCGCACUCCCCACCCCACACUUCGGCUCUUCGUCUCCUCUCAAAGUUUGGUUCGCAGCUGAUGAAGAUGCUGAGCUGAUGAUCACUUUUGAUGGUCUCCUCCAGCCUGUCGGACAGACCAGAGCGGCUCCCGGACCUGAACUGGACCCGAACACAAACGGAACUUCGUCCUGCUUUCCUGGAGCAUUUGGGAUUUGGAUUCUGCCCGCUGACUGAGAUGGGCUUUGAGUCCAGAAAGAAAGUGAAGCUGUUUUAGUUGAAAUCUGGAGAUUGGCCCCCGCAGCCCCCGCAGCCCCAUCCCCAGUCCUCCCGGGCCUCCCUCCCUCAGAGGCGGUAAUGCUAGCGGUGGGUCAGAUGGACGGGUCCCGACAGAGCGCCUUCCUCCUCAGCACUCCACCUCUGGCAGCUCUGCACAGCAUGACCGAGAUGAAGACCCCCCUGUACCCGGCCUAUCCCCUCUCCACCUGUCCCAACUCCUCCACCUCUCCCGCCACCACAUCUCCCAACCCAGGCGGCAUGGCCGUGUCUUCCCCCGGGAUCAAGAGUUCCACCGGGCUGUCCUCGGGCCUCGGCUCCCCGCAGCAGUGCUCCUCUGCAACUCCGCACGGAAUUAACGACAUCCUCAACCGGCCGGUCGUCUCCUCAGCUGGCACCACGGCGGUCGUAGCUGCUGCAGCCGCCGCCGCCUCCUCAUCUGCUGGGAUUCUGUCAGGACUGCCCAGGUUCAGCAGCCUCAGCCCGCCGCCACCUCCCGGACUUUACUUCAGCCCCAGCGCGGCGGCUGUGGCCGUGGCCCGGUACCCGAAGCCGCUGGCAGAUCUCCCGGGAAGGACGCCGAUCUUUUGGCCAGGAGUUAUGCAAAGUCCGCACUGGAGAGACGCCAGGUUCGCUUGUUCACCCCAUCAGAACUCAGUGUUACUGGACAAAGAUGGGAAAAGGAAGCACACUCGGCCCACUUUCUCUGGGCAGCAGAUCUUUGCGCUGGAAAAGACUUUUGAACAAACCAAAUAUCUGGCGGGGCCAGAGAGAGCGCGGCUGGCCUACUCUCUGGGGAUGACCGAGAGCCAAGUGAAGGUGUGGUUCCAGAACAGAAGGACCAAGUGGAGGAAGAAGCACGCAGCGGAAAUGGCCUCCGCGAAGAAGAAGCAGGACUCGGAGACGGAGCGGCUCAAAGGAACGUCGGACAACGAGGAGGAGGACGACGACUACAACAAACCUCUGGACCCGAACUCGGACGAUGAAAAGAUCACACAGCUGCUGAAAAAACACAAACCGGGCUCUGCGCUGCUGAUGCACACAUCUGAAAACGACAGCUCUUAAUUCACUUCUAUUUCCUGUUCCGAGGAGGAUCUGGCGGGACGAACUCAUGGAUUCGGUUCACUUUGUGAAUGUUUCUCUGCGUGGCGAAAGAGGAUACACACUUCCGGUUCACAGAGAAGACUUUAGCUGUAAAUAGAAGCGUGAGUUGUAUGAAUAGAAAUUGCUAUUGAAUCAUUGCUGUGAAUAAUUUAUGUGUAGUUUUUUUUUCUUAUUUGUUUUGUACAGAAACGAUUCUCCCAGAUCAGCGGUAAACACGUUUUGUUUUGAUCUGACAGCAGAGGUAUUUUUCCUGUCUGUCCCUGAACGCCUCUUGAUCUGUCAGAUAAAACCGCAGCUGCACCUGAGGUCGCUAACACCCCCCCCCCCACACACACACCACACUGGUGAAGCUGUGGAAGCGGCCUGCAGCAGCUUCAUGUAAAGCACUUUUAUUUAAUAAAAACUCUAAAGUUGGCUCGUUGUUUCCAACCGAUGCAUUCAAUCAAAGCUGGAGUUUUAUAAAUUUGUCGCCAUUUUAACCUAUCACAGCCUGUUUAUUAUUUAUAUUAAUGUUGUUAUUAUCAGGGCCUUUUAAAUAUGUUUGAGAUUAAAUGAAAGGCUAUUUUAAAAAGUUUUUUAUUCUUAAAAAAUGCUUCCGAAUGGUGACCAUUCCUUCCUGAAGAGCAGAGUGAAUUGGGUUUUAUUCGGUGCGGGUCCACUGCCCUCUGGAGGCUCUGAUCAGGGCCUGAACACGGGCGAGGUCAAGCUGAGGUCCAGACCGGAAAACCGAGGCUCCUCAGCGGGCAGCAGGCUGUUCUCUGUCGGCUUCAAACUCAGCUGCUCCGCGGGUUUUUUUUAGGACACACUGCAUAGGACGCCUCCAUAACAUUUUUCUAAUAAAAUAUAUGUGUUAAACUAAAUAUACCUGGGAAUGCACUAUGUUUCACCUAGUUUGGUGUAUUAAAAUCAACACAUUCUCUCAUAUUAAUUGAAUUUUUGUGCUGUGCGAAAUUCUUAAUUGUAAUCAUGAAUUACGCUGAAUAUGUAUUUAAUUUAUUUAACUCUUAAAUAUAUUUGUGCAAAAA
Messenger RNA from Xiphophorus maculatus (southern platyfish), 4821 nucleotides. RefSeq names its product NK6 homeobox 1 (gene nkx6-1). Gene Ontology annotation, biological process: regulation of transcription by RNA polymerase II; cell differentiation. Gene Ontology annotation, cellular component: nucleus. The record is from RefSeq and is a predicted model, not a curated record. Bases 2774 to 3757 code for a protein of 327 amino acids. Gene Ontology annotation, molecular function: DNA-binding transcription factor activity, RNA polymerase II-specific; RNA polymerase II cis-regulatory region sequence-specific DNA binding. Lineage: Eukaryota; Metazoa; Chordata; Actinopteri; Cyprinodontiformes; Poeciliidae. The transcript has 3 exons.